Piliocolobus tephrosceles (Ugandan red Colobus) is the source of this 2701-nucleotide messenger RNA. It is a transcript of the gene TBCCD1, whose product is annotated as TBCC domain containing 1. NCBI's taxonomy places the organism in Eukaryota, Metazoa, Chordata, Mammalia, Primates, Cercopithecidae. Gene Ontology annotation, cellular component: spindle pole centrosome. The coding region runs from base 122 to 1795 and encodes 557 amino acids. The record is from RefSeq and is a predicted model, not a curated record. The transcript has 8 exons. Gene Ontology annotation, biological process: maintenance of centrosome location; maintenance of Golgi location.
GAGGGGCGGGCCCAGCGAGCGGACGCGGGUUGCGGCGGCGCGCGGAGAAGUGCGGCGGAGCGGCCCCUGCCUUAGCAGGUAUGCAAAGAAGCCUUUUCACCCAGAUGUCCUUAGAGAUAACAUGGAUCAGUCUAGCGUUCUCCUCUGGGUGAAAGCAGAACCCUUUAUAGUGGGUGCCUUGCAGGUCCCCCCUCCAUCCAAGUUUAGUCUUCACUAUCUCAGGAAGAUAUCCACCUAUGUGCAAAUCCGCGCCACAGAAGGAGCUUACCCGCGCCUCUACUGGUCUACAUGGAGGCACAUCGCUUGUGGGAAGCUGCAGUUGGCCAAGGACCUGGCGUGGCUUUACUUCGAAAUAUUUGAUAGUCUUUCAGUGAAGACACCUGAGGAGCGCCUGGAAUGGUCUGAGGUUCUGUCCAACUGCCUGUCUGAGGAGGAAGUUGAAAAGCAGAGAAAUCAGCUUUCAGUGGACACCCUACAGUUUCUGCUCUUCUUAUACAUUCAACAGUUGAACAAAGUCUCCCUAAGGACAUCUUUGAUUGGUGAAGAGUGGCCUAGUCCCAGAAGCAGAUCUCAGUCUCCUGACCUGACUGAAAAAUCUAAUUGUCAUAAUAAGAACUGGAAUGAUUACAGUCACCAAGCUUUUGUCUAUGAUCAUCUGUCUGAUCUCCUCGAGCUGCUUUUAGAUCCAGAACAACUCACUGCAUCAUUUCAUUCAACCCAUAGUAGUCUAGUGUCUCGAGAAGCUGUUGUGGCACUCAGCUUCCUUAUUGAAGGUACAAUAAGUAGAGCCAGGAAGGUCUAUCCACUUCAUGAACUUGCACUGUGGCAACCACUGCAUGCAGAUAGUGGCUUCUCAAAGAUCUCUAAGACUUUCUCUUUCUACAAACUGGAAACCUGGUUGAGGUCCUGUUUGACUGGGAAUCCAUUUGGUACAUCAGCUUGCCUCAAGUCUGGAAAGAAAUUGGCUUGGGCUCAUCAAGUUGAAGGGACGACCAAAAGAGCUAAGAUUGCUUGUAAUACUCAUGUGGCCCCUAGGAUGCACCGACUGGUGGUGAUGAGCCAGGUUUACAAGCAGACACUGGCUAAGAGCUCAGAUACUCUGGUGGGGGCACAUGUAAAGAUUCAUCGUUGCAACGAAUCUUUUAUAUAUCUGCUCUCUCCCUUACGAUCUGUGACAAUUGAGAAGUGCAGGAAUAGCAUCUUUGUCUUGGGCCCUGUAGGGACUAUACUUCACCUCCACAGUUGUGACAAUGUUAAGGUCAUUGCUGUUUGCCAUCGUUUGUCCAUCUCUUCUACAAUAGGUUGCAUCUUUCACAUUCUGACGCCUACGCGCCCACUUAUUCUCUCUGGGAACCAGACAGUAACUUUUGCCCCUUUUCAUACCCAUUACCCAAUGCUAGAGGACCAUAUGGCCAGGACUGGCCUUGCUACAGUGCCUAACUAUUGGGAUAAUCCAAUGGUUGUGUGCAGAGAGAACAGCGACACAAGUGUCUUCCGACUUUUACCACCUUGUGAAUUCUAUGUAUUUAUUAUUCCCUUUGAAAUGGAAGGGGACACAACAGAGAUACCUGGGGGUCUUCCAUCUGUAUAUCAGAAAGCACUGGGUCAAAGAGAACAGAAGAUACAGAUCUGGCAGAAAACUGUGAAGGAGGCUCAUUUGACAAAGGAUCAAAGGAAGCAGUUCCAGGUACUGGUAGAGAACAAGUUUUAUGAAUGGUUGAUUAAUACAGGACAUCGCCAACAGCUGGAUAGCCUUGUACCCCCUGCAGCAGGCUCCAAACAAGCGGCUGGAUAAGGAUCUUACAUGCAAACACUGGGCCCUGGAAAUACAAGGAUAAAUGGAGGAUGGUGCUCAUCUUGAAACUAAAUUGGGAAGGUGCUCUUGCUGCUUAAGAGACAUUGGGACUUUUCUGUCCUUUUUUUUUUUUCUUUUUUUCAGAUAGUCUCACUCUGUCGCCCAGCCUGGAGUGCAGUGGCGCAAUCUCCGCUUACUGUAAGCUCCGCCUCCCGGGUUCAGGCCAUUCUCCUGCCUCAGCUUCCUGAGUAGCUGGGACUACAGGCGCCCGCCACCACACUCGGCUAAUUUUUUUUGUAUUUUUAGUAGCGACUAGGUUUCACCGUGUUAGCCAGGAUGGUCUCGAUUUCCUGACCUCGUGAUCCACCCGCCUCAGCCUCCCAAAGUGUUGGGAUUACAGGCGUGAGCCACCACACCCAGCCUUCUGUCCUACUUAAGAACUUUGAUUUCCAUUCCAUAUUCAUUUAUUACUGUGUAGGCUGAAUUUUCGCUAAACUUCUGACUUUUAUAUAAACGUAUUGUUUAUAGAACAUCAGAAGACUCAUCUUUGUGAUGCCCAAAUGAAAAAGUUGGUGAAGGUAGUACCAUUGUAUGUAUGUUAAUAUUAAAGCAACUGAGUGUAGAUUUGCAACUAUAGUAUGUAUCUUCAUUUGUGUGAUGAAAGAAUUUUAUUCUUUCUAGAGUUAAAUAAGAGUUUUAUAGUUCUUUGUAACUAUUUAAAAGGAAAUUGCUACUCCUUUUAAAAAAUAAUUGGAAAGAAAGUAUGAUUUGUUGGUAUAUAGAUAUAGCAGAAAUAGUUUUAUACUAUAUUUUAGUCCUUAAAGUAUGGAACUUAAUGAAAUUGUGUAAAAAAAUCUUUAUUUUUCACGUCCUGCUUCAAAUUUUCAAUAAACAAACUCUGAAGAA